Equus quagga is the source of this 2000-nucleotide messenger RNA. It is a transcript of the gene CFAP126, whose product is annotated as cilia and flagella associated protein 126. Gene Ontology annotation, cellular component: ciliary basal body. The record is from RefSeq and is a predicted model, not a curated record. The transcript has 5 exons. Bases 1248 to 1889 code for a protein of 213 amino acids. NCBI's taxonomy places the organism in Eukaryota, Metazoa, Chordata, Mammalia, Perissodactyla, Equidae. Gene Ontology annotation, biological process: cilium organization.
AGAAUUUAGAACUAUGCACUGGGGCUUUGGGGAGGGGAAAAAAAAAAACAAAACAAGAGCUGUUUUUGCCUCCAACUCUAGAAGUGUAGGAGUGUUCUUAUACUUGGUGUGUUGGUUGGGAUGAGGACCGUGAGGGGAAAAGGAAGGGAGAAGGGACUGGCAAUUAUCCCUUAUAAUGCUCUCCUGGUUCUCCAUGAUCUAUUUCUUUGGACAACUCAUAUCUUAGUUUUUUCCUUUCAUCUUAUACAUUAGUAGACUUUACAAUUCAUAAAGCAGUUCCACUUUCUCCUUAAUUCUAACAGCCCAGUAGAUGGGGAUGAUAAUACCAUUACAGAUGAAUCCCAGAGACGUUGUCCAGUCCCACAAAUACUAGGUUUGUGUCCUGGCACCUGCCACCGCCACCUAACUCCCCAAACCUGGUGCUUUCCCCACUAUGACUUCCUCUCAUCACCCUGCUCAAUUUCUUGGUACCAGCUCCUGACUCUACCUCAUUUCAGUCAACACCAAGCACCUGUGUUCUCAGGCCUUGUGAUUCUAGAGAGUAAUGGAGGAGACAGGAGUCAUUCAAGGACCAAGGACAAGGUACGUUUUUCUUUCUGGGGACAAAUUUGAGUCAGUCACUUUUUAAAACAUUUAUUCCUUUGUUAUUCUGCCUGAGAAAAUGAAGUAGCGAACCCUAUAAACAGGAUUCUCAGCAGUACUGAGUACCUGCCAUGCUACAUUACCUAGACACUUUAUUCACUUUAUGUUACUUACACUGUAAAGGCAGGCUCUAUUAUCUCCACAAUACAAAUGAGUCUACAGAAAUAUAGCCAAGAGAAGCCAACUACUUAAUGUUAUACAACUCCUAUGUUCCUCUGUUGAGUAAGGACUCAAAUCCCAGUGUUUGGCUCUAAAGUCCAUGGUACGUUCCACCACACUGCCAAAAGAACACAGCUCAUGGGGUGUGUUAAGUGGUUAAAGACCCCAGUCAAAGGCAACUUGGAAGUUCCUAACGAGUAAUGGUAGAAAAAAAGACGGGGCUGCUAUUCAGCUAAUUUUCUUAGGUUUAUUUACUCUGUCUCUCACAUCUCUAAAAUGAAAAUGAAACUAAGUUUCAGGGAAAAAGGUUGGGAACAGAGUUAGCCAAGAAACUGAAUAACAAGUAGAAGGGAAAGGCAGCCCCUGCUCAUUGGGAGGUAGCCGUGGAAGCUCUGCCUUCUGCGGUUGCCAGGCAACAAAGGUAAACAGCAGGAAGUGGCAGCAUCAUGGCCACUAACUACAGCGCCAACCAGUAUGAAAAAGCGUUCUCACCCAAGUAUCUGCAGAACUGGUCUCCCGCCAAGCCAACAAAACAGAGCAUUUCUUCUCAUGAAGGCUACACUCAGAUUAUCGCCAAUGAUCGUGGUCAUCUAUUGCCUUCAGUGCCCCGUUCCAAGGCAAAUCCUUGGGGUUCCUUCAUGGGCACCUGGCAAAUGCCUCUGAAAGUACCCCCUGCUCGGGUGACCCUGACCUCCCGUACAGCGGCUGGUGCUGCCUCCCUCACCAAAUGGAUACAGAAAAAUCCUGAUUUACUCAAGGCCUCCAAUGGGCUGCGUCCUGAAAUCUUUGGCAAGCCCCAUGAUCCAGUCAGUCAGAAGAAACUCUGGAAGUCUAUCACAAAGACUGUACAACAAGCACCAAGUCCAACCAUAAUUCCAAGCUCCCCAGCCUCAAAUCUCAGUUCCCCGGAUCAACUCCAAAGCUCACACCCCUCUGCAGGUCACACUCCAGGUCACGCGACCCCAGUCAACUCUUUUAACAGCCCACCUGGAAGCCCACGUGUGCUAGAACACUGGGCAGGUCCUAAUCUAGCCGAAGUCCAGAAAUGCAAACCUGGAACUCCAGAAAGGACCAAGGGACCACAGUGAGAAAACCUGUCUAGAGAUCAAAGGAAAUAAGCAACACUCCCCAGUCAGGGAAAUUAUGGGGUGGGGAUAAAGGCGAAUUUGGAAAAUAAACAUCGUUUUUUGAAACUUUCA